AUGGUCAGAGUACCUGUUAUGAGGCUCAGUAACACUGAGAUUAAUAUGAUCUCUCAGAUCAUCUUCUAUGAGGACAGGAACUUCCAGGGUCGCUCCUAUGAGACCAGCGGCGACUGCGCUGAGCUGACCUCCUACCUGAGCCGCUGCAGCUCCUGCAGGGUGGAGAGCGGCUGCUUCAUGGUCUACGACCGCUCCAACUUCAUGGGGAACCAGUACUUCCUGAGAAGGGGCGAGUAUUCUGACUUCCAGCGCAUGGGCAUGAUCGAUUCCAUCAGAUCCUGCCGUAUGAUCCCUCAGCACCAUGGCCCCUUCAGAAUGAAGAUCUACGAGAGGGAGAACUUCGGAGGCCAGAUGCACGAGGUCAUGGAUGACUGUGACUCCUUCAUGGACCGCUACCGCAUGUCCGACAUCCAGUCCUGCCACGUGAUGGACGGCCACUGGCUGAUGUACGAGCAGCCCCACUACAGAGGCAGGAUGGUGUACCUGAGGCCUGGAGAGUACAGGAGCUACAGAGACAUGGGAAUGAGCUCCAUGAUGAGGUUCGGCUCCAUGAGGCGCAUCAUGGACUCCUGCAAUUAA
Messenger RNA from Colossoma macropomum (tambaqui), 579 nucleotides. RefSeq names its product gamma-crystallin M3-like. The transcript is spliced from 4 exons. Gene Ontology annotation, molecular function: structural constituent of eye lens. The coding region runs from base 1 to 579 and encodes 192 amino acids. Gene Ontology annotation, biological process: visual perception; lens development in camera-type eye. The record is from RefSeq and is a predicted model, not a curated record. NCBI's taxonomy places the organism in Eukaryota, Metazoa, Chordata, Actinopteri, Characiformes, Serrasalmidae.